Ruditapes philippinarum (Manila clam) is the source of this 2103-nucleotide messenger RNA. RefSeq names its product cysteine protease atg4da-like. NCBI's taxonomy places the organism in Eukaryota, Metazoa, Mollusca, Bivalvia, Venerida, Veneridae. The record is from RefSeq and is a predicted model, not a curated record. Bases 139 to 2079 code for a protein of 646 amino acids. Gene Ontology annotation, molecular function: protein-phosphatidylethanolamide deconjugating activity. The transcript has 9 exons.
GAUCAUGUGACUGAGAUGAUUUGUACAAAAUGGCGGAUGAGUAGAAAAGAAAGUAAAAACCAAAUUUCCAUAAAUGUCUCACAAUUAACAAUAAGAUGAAAACGAAGACCACAAAAUUUAUUUUAUAUUGUUGUAAAUAUGGCGAAUGACUUUAAAACCUCAAGUAGAAGCGCAAAAUUUCCCGAUGAAGAAAGUCGACUAAUGUCUGAAAGAGAAAGUGAACCAUCAGGAAGUAUUAAUAAUACAAAACGUGUACGCAAUGAACUACAACUAAAUGUCGCUAGUGUUUGUUCGGCAAUAGGACCAGAAAAGUCAGAUUUGACAAGAACUAAACUUACGAAAUUUGAUAUGCCGCAUAAACAAGGAAACGAUGAUACACAAACGUCUAAUUACCUUGAUUUUCAGUGUGAACCAUUUACACAGACAGCAGAACCUGAGCAUGGGGAAAUUGUUUUCGGCCAUCAUACCAAUAGAUCUAAAACCAAUGAAGGCUAUAUGAGUGAAGCAGCCACCAAAUCUGUUUCAAAAUCAUCACAAAAUACAAAUAUUUAUUGUGAAGACUGCCAGAAAUUAGGUCCAAAAUCUCUAGAUACAGAUAGUAUCAUGUCUGAGUCUAAUAUACCAUGUGACUGCAGUUUGGUAAGCACAAGUGGACACAAAAGUUUACCAAUAUUUCCAUCCCAAGACAGAUUGAAUGGAAUAUUGACGCCAAAUAACAUAUAUUUAAAGAAACAUAAAAGCAUACCAUACCUGCAUUCAGCACUUUUAAAGCAGAAUGACAACGUAAAAUUAAAAGAUGUUGAACAAAGCGAAAAAGUUAAAAAUAAAAUUAUGUCUGUUUGGAAUAAUGUUAGAUAUGGUUGGACACUAAAAACCAAGACAAACUUUGGAAAAGACAGCCCAAUAUUUUUGCUUGGAUGCUGCUAUCAUAAACGACCUGAGGAUGAUGAACCAGAGCCGGGAGAAGUAAGUCACUGUCCACCAAGCAUGGAACUGUUCAAGCAAGACUUUCAGAGUCGUCUUUGGUUUACUUAUCGGCGAGGAUUUCAGAUGUUACACCAAACAAAGUUUACAACAGAUUGUGGCUGGGGAUGUAUGUUACGGAGCAGUCAGAUGAUGUUAGCUCAAGCGUUGAUUUGCCAUUUUCUCGGCAGAGACUGGAGGGUGCAUAAUCAAACCAAAGAGCAAGAAACAUUUUAUCGUCAAAUUAUUAAAUGGUUUGGUGACUCACUAAGUGACCAGUGUCCAUUUUCUUUGCAUCAUUUGGUAGAGUAUGGAAAGGUGUAUGGGAAACAAGCAGGAGAGUGGUAUGGGCCAUCAUCUGUUUCUUAUAUCAUCAGAGAUGCUGUGGUCAAGGCUUCAUUUUCACAGCCAGUUCUGAAAGAUCUGUGUAUAUACGUUGCCCAAGAUUGCACUGUGUAUAAACAAGAUAUUAUUGAGAUGUGCUGUUCAAGACCGAGGAAUUUGACCAGCAGUGAUGACAGCAAUAUAAUAGGCAAUGCUUGUUCUAGUCAUACUAAUAAUAGUGAAUGGAAAAGAUCUGUGAUCAUUCUGAUACCAGUACGACUUGGUGGUGAAGAAUUUAAUCCCAUUUACUCACCGUGCUUAAAAAAUCUGAUGGCAGUAGAGUCAUGUAUAGGAAUCAUUGGCGGGAAGCCAAAACAUUCAUUGUAUUUCAUUGGCUGGCAAGAGGAUAAACUGAUUUACCUGGAUCCACAUUUUUGUCAAGAUCAUGUAGAUACAUUGCAGAGGGACUUCAAGAUUGAGUCAUUCCAUUGCUUUUCACCAAGGAAAGUAUCGUUGGGCAAAAUGGAUCCCAGUGCAUGUGUGGGUUUUUACUGCAGGACCAAACAAGAUUUUCAGAGUUUUGUGGAGCAUACAGAAGAGAUGGUAACACCAAGUAGAGGCAGCGGAUUAUAUCCAAUGUUUGUAUUUAAUGAAGGAAAGGGAAGUGAUAUGAAUAUACAGGACUUGAGCCUCAGUGAGGAAAAGUAUGUGCGUGUUAAACAUGCUACAAUAGAUGAAAGUGGAAAAAUUAGGUCAUCAACAAUAGACUCGGAGGAAUUUGUUGUUUUAUAACUCUGGUAUGAAAUCAUCUUCAAA